Populus euphratica (Euphrates poplar) is the source of this 2188-nucleotide messenger RNA. RefSeq names its product GTP cyclohydrolase 1. The record is from RefSeq and is a predicted model, not a curated record. Gene Ontology annotation, molecular function: zinc ion binding; GTP binding; GTP cyclohydrolase I activity. Bases 567 to 1964 code for a protein of 465 amino acids. The transcript has 2 exons. Gene Ontology annotation, biological process: tetrahydrofolate biosynthetic process; tetrahydrobiopterin biosynthetic process. NCBI's taxonomy places the organism in Eukaryota, Viridiplantae, Streptophyta, Magnoliopsida, Malpighiales, Salicaceae. Gene Ontology annotation, cellular component: cytoplasm.
ACGUUUAUCAAAUAAAUAAAUAGAGAGCAACUAAAAACUUAUCAUUCGGAUGAGAGCCUAAAGGAUCCACAAGUUUCUGAAGAUCAACGGCUACCCUACAUUUCUCUCCACGCCACCACCAACCCUGGCCACUGCUUUCCUUUGCGUCGCCUCCUUCCCUCUCCCCUCACUGUCUUUCCCGACCUCCCUGUAAGCCAUAUAUACUUAUUAUCACAUCUGCUUUCAGCACCUCCCCUAAACCAUACCUUCUUUGCUGUUUACCAUUCUUUUGCUCUUCCUCGUCAGCAGGUAGCUCAGAUUGUGAAUUUUCUUGUUGAUUCAUUUCUGGGUGCCUGAAAAGAUUGUUUCCCUUAUCCCUUUGAUUGUUUUGGCACCUGGGUGCUUGAAAGUUUUCAAAAUUAUCAUCGUUUCUCAUAAAAAGUUUGUUUUUUAACAUUCAUUCUGAUUUGUUAUUGGAUUUCUUCGGCUGAUUGGUGGCUAUUUGAUUCAGUAAACUCUUUUUUUGGUUUUGUUUUGAUCUUUUGGGAUCUGGGGUUGGUGUAGUUGGUGGUAUUUGUGGUUUGUCAAUGGGCGCUUUGAAUGAGGAACAUUUCAUUAAAGAGAUUGAGAAUGGAGUGGAACUUGAUUGCCUCGAUCUGGGAUUUGAGGACCAACCGGAGACUGUAGCUAUCGAGGAUGCUGUGAAAGUUCUUUUGCAAGGUCUUGGCGAGGACAUUAAUAGAGAAGGCCUUAAAAAGACCCCGCUUCGCGUUGCCAAGGCGCUUCGAGAAGGAACCAAAGGCUAUAAACAAAAGGCAAAGGACAUUGUUCAAAGUGCAUUGUUUCCAGAAGUUGGUUUGGAUGAUGCAGUUGGUCAUGCAGGCGGAGCAGGCGGGCUUGUGAUUGUUCGGGAUCUUGACCUGUUUUCAUUCUGCGAAUCUUGCUUGGUUCCUUUCCAGGUUAAGUGUCAAAUAGGUUAUGUCCCAUCUGGUCAGAGGGUUGUAGGAUUAAGCAAGCUCUCGAGAGUUGCUGACGUGUUUGCCAAAAGACUCCAAGACCCACAGCGUUUGGCAGAUGAAAUCUGCUCAGCUCUGCAUCUUGGUAUCAAGCCAGCCGGUGUUGCCGUCAUACUCCAAUGUUCACAUAUUCAGUUCCCAAAUACAGAGCUACCUUUCCUUGAGUCCAAUCGCCAUGGUUGGGUUAAGGCACUGGUCCAUUCAGGUUCAGGUGUUUUUGAAAAUGAGCUUGCUGAUGUUUGGGAUGAUUUUUUGAGUCUCCUGAAGUUCAGAGGAAUAAAUGUUGAUAAAACUCUGAUGAAAGACCCAAAGAAGCAGUGUUGGUGUCCUUCCCAAUUUUCCUCGAGUGCUGAAGUCACCGGACGGCCCAACACAGGAAUGCUUACAGCGGUUACUUCAAUUCUCACCUCUUUGGGUGAAAACCCAUUACGGAAAGAGCUUGCUGGAACUCCUAGUCAUUUUGUCAAGUGGUUGAUGAAUUUCCAAAACGCCAAUCUAGAAACGAAACUGAAUGGCUUUGCUUGUGGCAGGAUGAAUCCUCUUAAACAAAAUGGGGAAGUCAGCCAUAAUAAGCGGAUGUAUACCGAGCUGAAUCUAUCAUUUUGUUCCCAGUGUGAGCAUCAUUUACUUCCCUUUUAUGGUGUUGUGCAUAUUGGGUACUAUGCUGAAGAAAUCACCCCUGUCAUUAAAUCCCGUUUACAGUCGAUAGUACGUUUUUAUGGUUUCAAGCUCCAAGUACAGGAAAGACUUACCAGGCAGAUUGCCGAGACUGCUUCAUCCUUUUUAGGUGGAGAUGUGGUGGUCGUUGUGGAGGCUAACCAUACUUGUAUGAUUUCUAGAGGUAUAGAGAAAUUUGGAAGUAGUACAGCUACAAUUGCUGUGCUUGGUCUAUUUUCAACAGACCCUGCCGCAAGGGCCAAGUUUUUGCAGAACAUUCCAAAUCCUGCUUCAGGAGGAUCAGGAUUCUAAUUCAAACUUAGCUAGUGCGUCUCUGCAAGUGGUUUGAGCUAAUUCCUACGCCUUUUCCUGGUUGCAUAUUUCUUUUGCAAAACCCCUAGAUUGAAAUUUAAGGCCUGUCAUCUUUCAUGAUUACUUUUUUGGCACAAUUUUCCUGUUAGACAUGUGAAUGAAUAAGUUCAUCACAUGAAAAAGAAAAUAAAAAAGAAAUAGAAUUUCUGAAUGUCUACCUUUAU